AAGAAACGGUAGCUUCGAUGCUGAUAUACCCCGAAGACGUGCCAAAUGCCAUCGCGGAGCUUGAGUUUCAAUUUGGUCGGCCAGACCUCUUGGUAAGAAGUCAGCUAAGCAAAAUUCACCGGUUUCCGAACAUAGCUGAAAACAAGCAAAAUGUGAGCACCACCUAAAUAAUACUACACUUUUAGAGCAACUCGUAACCAAGCUACCACCCAGCAAGCAGUAUGAGUGGACCAGGCAUGCAGUGAAUAUAAAGCCGUACGCUACAAUUAAAGAAUUUUCACAAUGGUUAAGUGACCUUGCCCUAGUUGUCUGCCUAAUGCCACCGUCAACCGCAGUUGUGAGAAGCCAGCAGCCAACGCCACAUCAACAGCCAUCUCGUCGUGUAAUGGUAGUCGGCAGUGAGCGUCAACAGGAUCACGCAGUCAGUUUUAAGUGUUAUGUGUGCGAUGGGGCACACUCGAUUAGUGAUUGUCAAACUUUCAAUGAGUCAAUGAGUGUUCGUGAUCGUUGGGAAAAGGUGAAAUCCCUGCAGCUUUGUUUCUCGUGUCUGUGUAAAGGACACAACACAUCUAACUGCCGUUCAAAAAAGUUUUGUGACGUUAACGCCUGCCGCCGCUAUCAUCAUCGAAGUUUACAUGAAGCCUCGAGUUCAAGUUUUGCGGCGUCCGCAGCACAAAGUCGCGCUGCAACUCAGCCUGUACUUAAUUGCAGAGAAGCCAAACAUCGAAAUAGCCAGUUUUUUAAAUAUGUGCCAGUAUCGCUAUUCGGACCGAACGGUAAAGAAGACGUUUAUGCCAUGGUUGAUGAAGGAUCAGCUAUAUCACUACUAGAAGAUAGCGUAGCCACAAGAUUGCGUCUCAAAGGACGUAAGCAAUACAGGGCAAAUGUACAACAGCGACGUACACGCUACGAAAUAUUUGCACCAUUCGUAACCUCGAUUUACCAGAACAGUCCUUCCUGCCAUUAGAGGAUUAUCAUCAAGUCAAACCAUCGUUGCUGUUAGGUUUAGACAAUACGUAUUUAAGCGUGCCGUCUACAACAGUACAAGCUGGCAGCGGAAACCCAGUAGCCAUUAAUACAAAAGGUGGGUUGGAUAGCCUACGGUUCAACCCGAUCGCCAAUUACAACGCCUGUGGUACUACAUAUUCGAGAAAAGAACAACUUGGAAUCGCUACACGAACUAGUUACAGAAUAUUUCGCCGCUGAUAACUUUGGUGUCAACAAUGAGUCAACGAAGCAACUAGAGUCAGAAGACAAUCAACACGCCCGUCAAAGGCUGGAAGCCAACACACGUCGCAUCGGUAAGCGCUUUGAAACCGGUCUGCUGUGGAAAAGUGUUCCACCAGCACUUCCGAACAGCUUUGCUAUGGCUUACAAACGACUGUUGGGUAUUGAGAAGAGAAUGCGCCUAGAUGAAAGUUUUUCCGCCAACUACAAAGAUGAAAUUGCCAAAUAUAUACGAAAUGGUUACGCCUGUCAACUUUCCGCGGACGAAGUGGGUAUGCAUUCAUAUUUUAAUUGGUAUUUGCCUCAUUUUGCAGUUCAGAGCCCCCACAAACCUGGCAAGAUGAGGAUUGUGUUUGAUGCAGCUGCGAAGGUGAAUGGAGUAUCUCUCAAUUGUGAACUACUAAAGGGUCCAGAACAAGCCAAGCCGUUACUAGACAUACUAUUCAGGUUUCGCGAAGGAGCAGUAGCUGUGGCUGCCGACAUACGCGAAAUGUUUUCGCAGGUGGUAGUAAAGCAGCCAGAUCAAUAUGCUCAGAGAUUUUUAUGGCGUGAUGGCGACUCCCAUCAGCCAGUCCAGCACUACGUUAUGAUGUCAAUGGUCUUUGGUGCGGUUUGCUCUCCCUGCAUUGCAGAGUAUGUCAAGAACAAAAACGCCGAGGACUUCCGCUCACAAUAUCCCGACGCAGCUGCAGCAAUUAUUGACAGCCAUUAUGUAGACGACUUCGUAGCCAGCUUUCAGAGCAGCGGAGAGGCAGAGCGCGUUUGCAAAGAGGUUAAAUUCGUCCACGCCGAAGGAGGUUUUCAGCUUCGAUCUUUCGUAUCCAAUAUCAAAGAACUUGAAAUCAGCUUGAAUACCGACGCCGAAGCCGUAUCCCAACAAGUAAAUUUAGAAUGCCAAAGUAAUUGCGAAAAGGUGUUGGGAAUGUAUUGGAAUACCCCGACUGAUUCGUUUGAGUUCAAGUUCAAAUUUCAUCGCAUUCCAAAGCCAGUACUAGAAGGUGUACGCGUACCUACGAAACGCGAUCUUUUGAGCAUCGUAAUGUCAGUUUUUGAUCCGUUCGGUAUUCUUGCCGAUUUCCUGUUAUUCGGCAAGAUACUGAUUCAAGAGGUGUGGAAGAGUUGCAUCGAAUGGGACGAAAUAUUGCCAUACCAACUUCAACAUAAAUGGUUUGCUUGGUGGGGUGAAUUUAAACGUAUCAACGAGGUCAAGGUGAACCGCUACUACUCACCACUACUGCAGUCGCCAACAUCUGUUCAGCUUCACAUAAUUGUAGACGCCAGUCAAGUUGCAUUUGCCGCAGCUGGGUAUUUUCGUAUUGCUAGCGCACAAAAUGUCGACGUUGCCUUUAUUGCCGGUAAAACCAGGUGUGCACCUCAGAAGCUCGUCUCGGUGCCCAGACUGGAAUUGCAAGCUGGUGUACUGGGUGUUCGACUUGCCAAAGUCAUUAAUCAAGGUCAUAGUAUUCAACCAGAAGAAGUCACGUUCUGGACAGAUUCGCAAACGCUGUUACAAUGGGUGAAUUCAAGAGAGAGAAAGUUUAAGCCAUACGUUGGUCAUCGUAUAAUAUAAAUUUUGUCAUCGUCGAAUCCUUCUCAAUGGCGCUGGGUACCUACAGAUCAAAACACGACCGACAUCGCUACUCGUCCAAAAUGACCACCUAAAGCCGAGAAAUACAGCCCAUGGUUAAGAGGUCCGGAUUUCCUGCGGGAUCCAGCCGAGCAUUGGCCACCUACGCUUUGCAGCCCCAAGGCAGUUCAGCUUGAGGAGGAAGUGCAGCCGUGUCUUGUUGCACAUGCGGAGGUAAAAGAUUCAUUAUUACAGUUUAAUCGAUUUUCUUCUUUCUUCAAGUUGAGACGGGUGAUGGCAAUGGUUUAUCAAGCCGUAAACAAGUUUCUACGUCGUGGGCACGAAAACAACAACGCCUCAGC
Messenger RNA from Rhagoletis zephyria (snowberry fruit fly), 3156 nucleotides. RefSeq lists its product as uncharacterized. Lineage: Eukaryota; Metazoa; Arthropoda; Insecta; Diptera; Tephritidae. The record is from RefSeq and is a predicted model, not a curated record.